AUGAUUUAUCGUCAAUUAUUUCAAAGCAAAAUCAAUUUUAAUGCAUACUAAAUGUUAUGAUAAUAAUUCGUUUGGAAGCGUUUCGGGUCAUUUUAUAGCACAACUACAAAUAUUUUUACAUGUAAUUUAUUACAUUGCCCUGUGUUUAUCUGCUAUUUCUACAUAUUAUAAGUAAGAAAAAUAAUUCGAAACAAUGACGUCUAUUAUAAAACUUCAUGCUGUUUCUGGGGCUAUGGACGAGUCGCCUCCUUGCUACAUAUUGCAAGUUGAUGAAUUAAGAAUAUUACUUGAUUGCGGAUGGGAUGAAAAUUUCGAUCAGGAAUUUAUAAAAGAAUUAAAGCGGCAUGUCCAUCAAAUAGAUGCGGUAUUAUUGUCGUAUCCAGACCCGUUGCAUUUGGGUGCUUUACCAUAUUUAGUUGGAAAAUGUGGUUUGAAUUGUCCUAUAUAUGCUACAAUUCCUGUAUAUAAAAUGGGACAAAUGUUUAUGUAUGACAUGUAUCAGUCGCGUCAUAAUAUGGAAGAUUUCGAUCUAUUUACGCUCGAUGAUGUCGACGCAGCGUUUGACAAAAUUGUUCAAUUAAAAUAUAAUCAAAGUAUAUCCAUGAAAGGGAAAGGAUAUGGAGUUACCUUAACACCUUUACCCGCUGGUCACAUGAUCGGCGGAACCAUUUGGAAAAUUGUGAAAGUCGGCGAAGAGGAUAUAAUAUACGCUGUUGAUUUCAACCAUAAAAAAGAACGACACUUGAACGGCUGUGAGUUGGAAAGAUUGCAAAGACCAUCUUUAUUGAUAACGGAUGCUUUUAAUGCUACCUACCAGCAAGCUAGGCGCAGAACUAGGGAUGAAAAGUUAAUGACUAAUAUUUUGCAAACGCUACGCGGCGGUGGCAAUGUUUUGGUUAGCGUAGAUACUGCUGGUCGUGUAUUAGAAUUAGCACACAUGUUAGAUCAACUCUGGCGCAAUAAAGAAUCUGGUCUACUUGCAUAUUCGUUAGCUCUUUUAAAUAACGUUAGUUACAAUGUUGUGGAAUUUGCUAAAUCACAGAUCGAAUGGAUGAGCGACAAAUUAAUGAGGAGUUUCGAAGGAGCUAGAAACAAUCCAUUCCAAUUUAAACAUUUACAACUAUGCCACAGCAUGGCGGAACUGAAUUUAGUUCCUAGCCCAAAGGUUGUACUUGCAAGCACUCCGGAUAUGGAAUGCGGCUUUUCGAGAGAAUUGUUUCUACAAUGGAGCGGCAAUUCCCAAAACAGUAUUAUAUUAACUAGUAGAACAUCGCCAGGAACACUUGCAAGAGAUUUAGUAGAGAAAGGAGGCAACAGGAAUAUUACAUUGGAAGUAAGAAGGAGAAUAAAAUUAGAAGGCAUGGAGUUGGAAGAAUAUCAAAGAAAAGAAAAAUUGAAACAAGAACAGUUAAAACAAGAACAAAUGGAAACUGCUGACGUGAGCUCGGAAUCGGAAGAUGAAAUAGAAGUGGGAGGUGGACGAGGAAAACAUGAUUUGUUAGUGAAACAAGAAAGUAAACCGGGUUUCUUCAAACAAAGUAAAAAGCAACAUCCUAUGUUCCCGUUCGUGGAAGAAAAAAUUAAAAUAGACGAAUAUGGAGAAAUUAUAAGGCCCGAAGAUUAUAAAAUAGCAGAGACUAUGCCGGAAAUAGAUGAUAAUAAGGAAAAUCUAGAAACAAAACAUGAAGAUGCUGCACAUCAUCCGGAGGUACCUACUGACAUUCCCACCAAAUGCAUUCAAGUUACACGUACAAUGACAGUUAAUGCAUCUGUCACAUACAUAGACUUUGAAGGCAGAUCUGAUGGGGAAUCGUUACAAAAGAUCCUAGCACAAUUAAGACCGCGGAGAGUUGUACUAGUUAGAGGGUCGCAGAAAGACACAGAGAUCUUGGCUCAGCAAGCGCAAAGUGCGGGCGCGCGAGUGUUCGUCCCAGCGAGAGGAGAAACGCUGGAUGCUACAACGGAAACGCAUAUAUAUCAGGUCCGUUUGACCGAUGCUCUCGUUAGUGGUUUGAAUUUUUCAAAAGGGAAAGGUGAUUCGGAGGUAGCGUGGAUCGAUGCAAUGAUAACUGCUCGCGAUCAAGUAUGCCGAGAUGCUGUCGCUGACACACAGCAAGAUGAUGCGAUAGACCAAAGUGAUAAAAUACUUACUCUAGAACCAUUACCAUUAAACGAGGUUCCCGGGCAUCAAACAACAUUUGUAAACGAAUUAAAACUGUCUGAUUUUAAACAGAUUUUAAAUAAAAGUAAUAUUCCUUCCGAAUUUAGUGGCGGAGUUUUAUGGUGUUGCAAUAAUACUAUCGCUGUUAGAAGGCAAGAGGCUGGCAAAGUGAUACUAGAAGGUUGCAUUUCUGAAGAUUAUUACAAAGUACGUGAAUUAUUGUAUGAACAGUAUGCAAUUGUAUAAAUUGAUAAUUAUAAAUUU
Colletes gigas is the source of this 2425-nucleotide messenger RNA. RefSeq names its product probable cleavage and polyadenylation specificity factor subunit 2 (gene CPSF2). NCBI's taxonomy places the organism in Eukaryota, Metazoa, Arthropoda, Insecta, Hymenoptera, Colletidae. The transcript has 11 exons. The coding region runs from base 194 to 2407 and encodes 737 amino acids. Gene Ontology annotation, cellular component: mRNA cleavage and polyadenylation specificity factor complex. Gene Ontology annotation, biological process: mRNA 3'-end processing by stem-loop binding and cleavage. Gene Ontology annotation, molecular function: RNA binding. The record is from RefSeq and is a predicted model, not a curated record.